Molecule: messenger RNA, 2865 nt
Organism: Maudiozyma saulgeensis
Lineage: Eukaryota; Fungi; Ascomycota; Saccharomycetes; Saccharomycetales; Saccharomycetaceae
Source: the annotation of a GenBank genome assembly
AUGGGGUCUGAUUCAAAAAAUUUACAAAGAAGUCAAUCUGUAAGUACUUUGAAAUUAUUAGGACAAAAAUUAUUAAAUACAAAAUCUCAUGAAAAUGCACAAUAUUUAGAUAAUGCCUCUGGUAAUGGGAUUACUCCUUUAAGAAAAAAACCAACCAGUGGUUCUAAACCAACCAGUGGCUCUAAAGUUGUUACAACUUCAAAACCAAGUGGUGAAAAUGCUGCUUCAGGACAUGAUAGUAGGCAUAGAUCUACUUCGAUUUUCUCUAGAUUAAAUAAUAGUGGAAGUCCCACUGGAAAUGGAUCACCAACAACAAUUCGGCCAGUCAAAUCAAGUGCUGCUAUUGUAAACCUUAUGGCUCACAGUAGUAAUCCAUUUGUUAAACAAACCGUUGUAAAAAAUGCAAAACAGGAAGAGGAAGAUUCGGAUGAAGAUUCUGAUGAUGAAGAAUACGCUAAUAAUGACGGUGAAGAAUCCGAGUCAGAACAUGAUAGUGAUUCAGACGAUGAGAAACAAAAAGACAAGAAAGUAAAUGAAAAUGACCUUUUAAAAGUUAAUUCAGACAAUACUACACACUCAAAAGAACAUCAUCAUCAUAAAGAAAAAUCUCCUUCUACAACUGAUGGCCAACAUCACAGUCACCACCAUCACCGUCAUCAUCAUAAUGAUGAAGAUUCUGUAGAAGGAGGAAGUGAUGAAGAACAUGGUCAUCACAAUCAUCACCAUCACCACCAUCACCAUCACCACAAUAAUGAUAAAUCAUCUUCCAAUGUCCCAGCAGCUGAAGAAUCAUCUUCAAUUGCUAUACCCCAAGAGAAUAAUACAGAUAAGAAAGUUGGGUCUACAGAGAAAGAUAGUACAACUUCGAAAUUACGUUCUCAUCAUGCCUCCAUUAGCAGAAAAUUGAUUAAACCUUCCACAGAUGCAUCACUUUCCACAGAAGAACACCAUAAGAGAUUACCUCAUAGAUCUAAGAGUUUUGCCACACAUAGUCUUUCAGGUGAACUCGCUUUAUCUAAUCUAGAUUCAUCCACAUCAAGAAACAAUAGUAAGAAAAAUUUAGUUUAUAACCCAUAUGGUUUAAAUCCAAAUGCCCCAAGCAGACCAGGAACUGCUUUUGCUGAAACUGGUGGCCAAGGUAACAACGAUCUAAGUUUUUAUUUACAUGAUGGUAAUGAAAAGAUUCGUAUGUUACCUUUACCAAUUGCUAAUCCAAAUGAUUGGUUACCAGACAACUUACAUCAAUAUAGUAUUACUUUAUCAGAUAAUUUCGUAUUUGAUCCAAAUAAUAAACCAAUUGGUUCAGGUGGUUCAAGUGAAGUUAGAAAAGUUAGGUCAACAUAUCAAAAGAAGGAUGUUUACGCUCUAAAGAAGUUGAAUAUGAUAUACCAUGAAACUCCAGAUAAAUUUUAUAAGAGAUGCUCGAAAGAAUUUAUUAUUGCCAAACGUUUAAGUCACAGUAUCCACAUCACCUGUACUUUUGAACUAGUCAAAGUACCUACCACUACGUAUACUACUAGAGGUUGGGGUUUUGUUAUGGAACUUGGUAAAUGUGAUUUAUUCCAAUUGAUUGAAAGAACAGGUUGGAAAAGUGUUCCAGCCAAUGAAAAACAUUGUAUCUUUAAACAAGUUGCCAAUGGUAUUAAAUUUUGUCAUGACAAUGGUGUUGCUCAUAGAGAUAUUAAACCAGAAAAUGUAUUAUUAUCACCAGAUGGUGUCUGCAAGUUAACUGAUUUUGGUAUUUCUUGUUGGGCUCAUGAGAUUCCAGAUGAUUUUACAUCUCCAAUCAAACUUUGUGAAGGUAUGUUAGGUUCUCCACCUUUUACUCCACCUGAGGUUAUGUAUUUUGAUUCCAAGAAACAUUACCCAGAAAAAUUCCAAAAACCAUUCGAUCCAUUAAGUAUGGAUACAUAUGCGUUAGGGAUAUUGCUAUACACAUUAGUGAACAAUGUAAUUCCAUUUAUUGAGUCAUGUAAUACUGAUGCUAGAUUUAGAGAUUAUGAUCAAUCAUACAACAAUUUUAUUCAGUAUCAAAACAAGACAUUUAGAGUCAAAGGGUCCCAUAAGGCUGGUCCUGGUGCUGAAUAUAGUAUGGCUAGAAAUUUCCAGAAUGCUGAUGUAUCUCGUGUAGCAUGGAGACUUGCUGACCCUGAUUGCAGAACAAGAUAUAGUAUGCAAGAUCUGUUCGAAGAUCCGUGGUUUCAAAGUAUUCAAACAUGUGUUGAUCCAGAAGACCAUAGUUAUAUUACGAAGACUCCAAUCAUUAAAACCUCAACUAUCGCCGGUGCCCAAUCUCCAACUUCGGAUGGUACCCCAGGCAGUGAAAUGGCAAGUGCAACAUCUUCUCUUACAGGAUCUCCUCAACUUGGUGCUAAUCAAUUUGAAUCCAAUAUUGAUGACAAACCAGUAACAAGCCCCGUGAAACCGAGAUCAAUGGUAGAAAUAGCUCAGACACCAAUAAAACCAAAGACUGUUAAGAAACUAAAGGAUUCCAGUAAACGUAGCGAUAGUAUUUCGGCACUUGAUCCAACUGUAAAAGGAAAACUAGCUAAGAUGGAAAUUGAAGAUGCACAAGAAUCAGUUGACAAUGUUUUGGAUAAGGUAACAUCAGUUGCACCAUCUGGACAAGAAACCACAAACGAUGAAGCUAUACAUACCCCAACAGAAAGUAAGCCUGAGACUACUGAUCUAACUAAGAAGUUAAGCUCUGUAUCCCUAAGUAGUAGUACAUCACGCGCAUCUUCUAAUAAGACAACAGCUUCCACAGCAACUACUGCUACAAAGAAAUUAGUAAUACAUCAUCACCUGGAUAUAACAAAUAGUGUGAUUUCUCCAAUGUCUUUUAGUAAUGUAGUCUCAAGGUAA